UCUUCAGCAGAAAUCUAUUCAGCAACAAAGUCAAUAAUGAACAGAGCAGCAGCUGUACUGACUGCCAUCCUGCUCCUGUGUGCUAUUGCUGCACAAGGCAUUCCAAUCCCGGGUACUCAAGGUCGGUGUCUGUGCCCUGAGAACCCCAGCUCCAGAUUUAUUCAUCCGAGAACCAUUCAGAGUUUGCAAUACAUUCCCAAAGGGUCACACUGUGAGAAACAAGAGAUAAUCAUUACCAUGAAAACUGGGGAGACUGUUUGUGUGAGCCCUGAUGCCAAGUGGGUGAAGAUUAUCAUUAGAUCCAUACAAGGUUCCAGACGACAUAACUAAGAAUUGAAGCUGCUAUGGGAUUCACUUGAUUGCCCCCUCCCUGCGGAAGUUGCUGGACAGUGAACACUGAAAUGAAGAAGCUCUGUGCAGGGCACUCACUUUCUGAUAUCACUGUUCGAUAUGUUCUUCGAGCAGUUCCCCUGUAUCGAUCCUCUGAAACAUACUUCAUUGUUUAACCUACUUCCACUGUAACUGUCUACACAGAGCCUAAGAAAUCCGGCUGCUGUUGUGAAAUGUUGGCCUGGAGAGCUUCAUUUUACGGGAUGUUUUUUGUACGAUUAUUCUGAAUGUGGUCUGGCACUGGAGCAGAUACUGUACAACUGAAAGCAAUUUGUUAACUUUCUCCAUUAGUAUUGGAAAAUAAUUUCUGAUCAUCAAAGGUGCAGUUAGACAAGGAAAUAU
Molecule: messenger RNA, 732 nt
Organism: Hemiscyllium ocellatum (epaulette shark)
Lineage: Eukaryota; Metazoa; Chordata; Chondrichthyes; Orectolobiformes; Hemiscylliidae
Product: interleukin-8-like
Exons: 4
Coding region: 37-330 (97 amino acids)
Biological process (GO): chemokine-mediated signaling pathway; antimicrobial humoral immune response mediated by antimicrobial peptide; inflammatory response
Cellular component (GO): extracellular region
Molecular function (GO): CXCR chemokine receptor binding; chemokine activity
Source: RefSeq, a predicted model, not a curated record